This is a messenger RNA of Symbiodinium natans, 903 nucleotides long. NCBI's taxonomy places the organism in Eukaryota, Dinophyceae, Suessiales, Symbiodiniaceae. The record is from the annotation of a GenBank genome assembly.
AUGGGUGGCGUUGCCAGUCUGCUCAGCCAUGCUUCGGGAAGCGAGGUCCAGGACUCGACCUUCGAACACAUCGCACAGUUUGUGCCGAAGUGGGAGUGGCAGGAUGGUGAUGGCACCUACGUGCCCUAUGAUGCGAAGGUCGCCCUGAAGUUAGAGAAGGUCUGGUCGAAGCUCCAGGAAGCUAAGGCCUCGCCAACAGUGGAGCUGAGCGCAGCUGCCAGCGUGGACCUUUCCAAGAUGGAGGAGGUGGGCCAAAACGGCGAGCAAAGGCGGCGCAUUCGGCGGAAGACGCUCGAUGAGGCGGCGCGUGGACUGGCAGAGCCCACCUGGCUGCACCAGGAUGAUGAGGUCUUGCUGGCAGACGUGCCCACAGAGCAUGCAGAGGCGGCGCUGGUGCGCAGCGCGUUCUUUGGCGAAGGUGGGCUCGAUGCGCAGGAGUGGGCAGUGGUCGCGGUUCGGCGCGUCCAGAAUUACCCACUCCGGGAAGCCUUCCACUUCGAGCGCCAGCAAAUGCUGCGCGAGCAGCGUCGCAAAGCCUCCGAGGCCUCCCCCGCGGACGAGGAAGGAAAGCCCGACCUUGAGCUCAAAGAGGUCUGGAAGGGCGACGCUCCGUCAGAGCUGUGCCGAGACAUCCAGGAGCGCCUCCUGGCACAUGGCACGCGCACCUGCGACCCGCAGGUGAUCGUGCAAGAUCGCGACGGCUUCAUGGUCGAGAAAGGCUCGGAGAGAGCCUUCUACGGGCAAGGUUGCUACUUCGCCGAGCUGGUCCAGUACGCGCACCACUACAGCCACGUGGUGUCCGGCAAUGCCUCGCUGGGGUCCUACGCGAAUGAUAAAACGGCUUUGUGUCUCGAUCUGAAAGGCAGUGCGGCGGAGCAGUACAUCUUAGCACCAACGUAUUGA